GGUCCCCCAGUGCCCCUUUUCGCACGGUUUACUCUUCACAGUUUCCCUUCCUUCCUUGUCGAACGAAAACCAAAUUGAGUAGCUCCCCGGCUCCUCCCUCCGGCCCUCCCCCAACAAAAAAGGGUUCUAUCAAAAACCAAAACUAUCCAUAUUUAAUUGUUCAAUAUUCUUUUUCGCUUUGGCUUCGUCCUUUGGUCCUUCUUCUAACAUCUCUGCGGAUUCAGAAUUAGGGUUCAUCUUUUCUCGACCGGAUAAGCUUAGAAUUUAGGUCGUUGUGAAGAUGUUCUCAGCUCAUACUGUAUCGAACUUUAGAUAAAGCAUUUAUACUCCGUCAGGUAUCUAAUUCGUUCCAGUUAAGGAUCUCAGGAUUUUUUAGCGAUGGCUUCUGGCAGUAAUUCAGUUGGGGUUGAUAAUACCUUCCGAAGGAAAUUUAACCGAGAAGAGUACUUGGAACGAGCUCGUGAGCGGGAGGCACAGGAGGAGGAAGGGCGAUUUAAAUCCAAAGCUAAAGCACCUCCAGUGCAAAGGAAACCCUUAAAGCACAGGGACUAUGAAGUAGACCUUGAAUCUCGUCUGGGAAAAACUCAGGUUGUUACUCCAAUAGCACCUCUAAGCCAGCAGGCUGGGUACUAUUGUGCAGUUUGUGAAUGUGUAGUAAAGGAUUCUGCAAACUACUUGGACCAUAUUAAUGGGAAGAAACAUCAAAGAGCUUUGGGUAUGUCUAUGCGGGUGGAACGAGCAUCUCUUAAACAGGUUCAGGAACGAUUUGAAGUUCUUAAAAAGCGAAAAGCUUCAGGCAGCUUCACAGAGCAAGAUCUAGAUGAUCGGAUCUUGAAACAACAACAGGAAGAAGAGGAAAGGAAGCGCCAACGCCGAGAAAGGAAGAAAGAGAAGAAGAAAGAGAAGGCAAUAGAAGAAACUGAGGAAGUAGACACUGAUGUAGCCGCCAUGAUGGGGUUUGGAGGUUUCCGUUCAUCAAAAAAGUAGAAUGGAACUUGAAAUUUGAAAAUGACAUAUUUUCCGGACCAUCUCUCACUCCUGAGGAGGGUAGCUGUGCUGUGCCCCAAGCUCCAUUCCGGAACUUCUGGUAUAUAUCUGGGAUAUCACAUAAUAUCUUGUAAGCAACAGCCAGAUCCAUCAACAAUUAACAUCGACGAAGGUUUAAGAUGUAUAUUUCUUUUAAUAUUGUUGUGUUGCUUAUUGACCAUUAAGCAUUUGAUGGGCUUUGCCUGGUGUUUGAAUGUUUUUCUUUUCGUACGUCUCCCUUUCUGGAGUACUACUUACAUUGUCUUUAUUCUCUUGAAACACGGAAGGCAGUUCUUGCAGGUUUGUAUAUGUGGACCUAUUAGACUCCAAAAUGAACGCUGACAUGGAUAAUGCUGUAGAAGUAAUACUUGCAAAGUGGUUGUUCUUGACAGUUCCA
This is a messenger RNA of Nelumbo nucifera (sacred lotus), 1423 nucleotides long. RefSeq names its product C2H2 and C2HC zinc fingers superfamily protein. Gene Ontology annotation, biological process: mRNA splicing, via spliceosome. Gene Ontology annotation, cellular component: spliceosomal complex; U4/U6 x U5 tri-snRNP complex. Lineage: Eukaryota; Viridiplantae; Streptophyta; Magnoliopsida; Proteales; Nelumbonaceae. Gene Ontology annotation, molecular function: nucleic acid binding; zinc ion binding. The record is from RefSeq and is a predicted model, not a curated record.